UCUGUAAUUAUCAUCAGUAUUGUUCUCCUCUUGUACACUGAAUAUUUAUAUUUUUCAGUUCAUUAUGAUGAUUAUAAUGAUUAUUCCUAAAUGCUACGAUGAAGGUAUAGUUAUGAUUGCUAAGUGCAAACAAUGUCGAAAUAAGAGAUUUGAAUGCCCUUUGGCUUAGACCCUCUAAUCCGCUACAUCUUGAUAUCCAUGUUGAGCAUUGCCUUGAAGGCUAUCUCAACCUUAUCACUCUCCACAUCGUUUAUGUUAAGUAAGUUGUAAAGCAAACAUGCUUUGUUUUUAUUAACAAACUUAUAUUCUAUCCAAUAAAUGCCAAGUAUAAAAUAUCAAUCUGUGAGAACUGACCAAUAAUGGUACUCGUUAGUAUGAUAACAUAUCGUAUUCUUGCCUGGUAACAAGGACUGACCAAUGGGUCAGUUUGGUCAUAUGAAUGACUGCCGAGCUAAAAUAGGAGUAUGUUUGCGACUUUGCCAUGAGAAGUACCGGGAGCUUCACUUUACUAUAAGGUGCAAAAGUUAAUUUUGAAUUUGAAGACAAUCAUCUAGUAGAUAUUCUUUUGGAGAUUGGCUUUUAAUAGGACAAUGUGGAGAAGUUUAAAAUGAAGAAGGGUUUUCCAUAAGUUGCGGGAGCUAUCGAUGUUUUUAUUAAAGUUACUGAAGAAUGCAAGCAAUCAGAGCCUUCCGUGGAGGAUGCCGAGGCCGUGAACCGGCAAGGGUACUGAAAAGAACGUUCAACUUACUAGGCCUAGCGUUUGAAAGGCAUCUGAGUUUUAGACAUAAUCAUGACAUCAAAGUUGAAAGAAACAAAAAUCAUGAAAAACAAGUGUUAAAAUCCAUCAAAAGCCCCGUUAGAUCUUACAAUGAAUGGGACACUUUGGAAGAAGUAAUCGUAGGUCGAGUUGACAACGCAACUGUUCCACAGUUUUCAAUUGAAGUCAAGGCAAAUACGUCUGAGAAACAUUGGCCAUUCUUCAAAACUAAAGGUGGACAACCGUUUCCAUCUGCCCACUUGCAAAAGGCUUACGAUGAGGUGGAGGAAUUCUGCCACGUUCUACAACAUGAGGGUGUUGUCGUCCGCCGUCCAGACAUAAUUGACUUCAACGAGGAGUACCAAACACCAGACUUCAAAUCAAAAGGUAUGUAUGCAGCCAUGCCGAGGGAUAUCCUGCUCGUUGUAGGCGAGGAGAUUAUUGAAAGUCCAAUGGCGUGGCGAUCUCGCUUCUUUGAAUACCGUGCAUAUCGCCCUCUAUUGAAAGAGUACUUUAGAAAUGGCGCCAAAUGGACCACUGCUCCCAAGCCCCAGAUGAGUGAUGAACUUUAUGAUCAGGAUUACCCAGUGAAAUCAGUCGAGGAUAGACAUCAGCUGGCGGCAGUGGGCAAGUUUGUGACCACCGAGUUUGAGCCUUGCUUCGACGCAGCUGACUUCAUUAGGGCUGGCCGGGAUAUCUUCGCCCAAAGAAGUCAGGUUACAAACCUAAUGGGCAUUGAAUGGCUACAGCGCCACCUAGGAGAUGAAUACAACGUGCACACGUUGUCCUUUGACGAUCCUAAUCCAAUGCAUAUUGAUGCAACUUUUAAUAUCAUUGGACCAGGUCUAGUGCUGUCUAACCCGGACCGUCCAUGCCAUCAGAUUGAUUUUUUCAAGAAAUCUGGUUGGACCGUUAUUAAACCUCCCACACCCAUCAUGCCAGACAAUCACCCACUUUGGAUGUCAUCUAAAUGGUUGUCGAUGAAUGUCUUGAUGCUAGAUCCGAAGCGAGUAGUAGUGGAUGCUAAUGAGAUACCGACGCAAAAGAUGUUUCGAAGUCUGGGCAUUGAAUGUAUCCUGGUAAAUUUGCGCUUCGCAAACUCGCUUGGUGGCGGUUUCCAUUGUUGGACCACAGAUAUUCGUCGAGCGGGUGAACUGCAAUCAUAUUUUUAAAUUGUAAUGGAUUUAUUAAUCAGCUGUUUAACGGCAAUUGAAAAAAAUAUUAUUUCUCAAGUGUGUUUUUUAAUUUUGUUUCUUAUAUAAAUAAUAAAUGUAAUAACACCAUGAAGUUAUAAAAUACACCUUCAUGCUGGUAAAAUACAUUGAUGUUAAAAUUUGAUUCCCAUCCCAUGAUUUUUUUUUUCAUAAUUCCAGCUAAACAAAAAAAAUGUUGAUUCACUUGAAGAUAAAAUAUUUCUAUCAAUUCAAUUUUCGACAUAAUCUGAUUAAAUAUGAAUUUCUGAUCAUUUGUUUCUU
Molecule: messenger RNA, 2232 nt
Organism: Anneissia japonica
Lineage: Eukaryota; Metazoa; Echinodermata; Crinoidea; Comatulida; Comatulidae
Product: glycine amidinotransferase, mitochondrial-like
Exons: 9
Coding region: 670-1929 (419 amino acids)
Cellular component (GO): mitochondrion
Molecular function (GO): amidinotransferase activity
Source: RefSeq, a predicted model, not a curated record